GAGGGAGGAAGAGUGUCAUAGGAUGCAGACAGAUAAUUCACAAGCCUUUUUUGUAGCUAUCAGAGCUACUGUCUUACAAAUAUCGCAGCUAUUCAUUAGGGAGUAUUAAUUGGUAUAGUCAUAAGUGCUACUCUCUAUUUGCUCUGGAAACUGAGAGAGAAGCCAUUUAUAUCUGUUGAAGUAUAAACUUCUGUAACAGUGGGGGGUGUUCUCAAAAUCCCACUUACCACAGGCAGCUGGCCCCAGUUUUUUUCCUGCUUGAACAUAUGUGGAGUACUAUGGUUUACCCAGGGCUCAAACUAGUCUAGCUGUUUAAGGUAAAAAUCAGAAUUGUUUAUUUAGAAGCUAUUUUUGAUAUCACAAAAGUGAUAUCAAAAGGUGUUUCAAAAUGAAAUAAUUUGUGAAGAUGCUUGUCAUGUGGAUAAUUUAGCACUUAGGUUGUUGUGGAGUGUUGAGAUGUGGCUCUGAAAUAGUUGCAUGUUUUACUCAAGUCAAGAAUGCUGCAGGCAAUUGCAAGAACAGGGAGAAUUUCAGUAAGGGGAGAGUGUGUUAAUUAUCCAUGCAAGAUGUUCACACUUGCUGCUGUGUUUCAUAUGUUUUCAUAUCUGCUGAAGCAAAGCAAGAAAAGUGUUGUGCUGGGGCAGUGUGCAUGCAUGACUUAGAGCUGAAUAGAUGUAAAUGGUUAAAAAGGGGUUCUCUGCUAGAGAGGAGGAGGGGAAAGUAAGAGUGCAUUCCCAAAAAAGUACAUUCCCAAAAUAAAAAGCUUACAUCAUGGACCUCUUCAGUUUUCCCACACUUCUUUCCUAAUUAUUGUCCUGCAGGACAGCUGAUCUAUUUCAAACAGGAAGCUGUUUACAGAUAACACUUGCAACUGUUUUGUCUGAUUUGUUGAACUGUCGAAAAGCAAAAGACAACCUCUUUUCAAAUUAAAAACUGUCAGACUUCUGUAAACAGCAGCAAUGAGGUUCAUCUGUGCAGUGUCCCUGCAGGCACAGAGCGUUCUGCAGUUCCCAUUUUCUCAGCAGCCAUAAGGCUGUUUAAUUCUGCUCUCCAGCUUGUCUGUCAAGAAACCUUAUCACCAGUCUGCUGGGUGCUCAUGCUGAAACUGCCUAAUUUCCAGGCUUUCAGCUGUGUAUCUGAACCACUUGGCUUGAAAGCCUCUCUGUCUGAUCUUCUGAAUCCUGAAGUGCCCCUGCUACAAGAAAAAGGAGUCAGUGACCUGUAAGUGCUCAUUAUGAAGAGAGAUCUGGUUUUCUUGGUGACUCUAAUUAGCCUUGCCUUCCUGUCACUACUAAGGUCUGGAUAUCCUCAACACAUUGCAGAGGAGUCCUGCUCUGUUCAGAUUCUUGUUCCAGGCCUCAAAGGGGAGGCUGGAGAAAAGGGGGAGAAAGGUGCUCCAGGUCGUCCAGGCAGAGUUGGACCUCCAGGAGAAAAAGGAGAAAUGGGGGACAAAGGACAGAAAGGCAGCAUAGGACGGCAUGGAAAAAUUGGUCCUAUUGGUUCAAAAGGUGAAAAAGGAGAUAAUGGUGACAUAGGACCACCGGGUCCUAAUGGUGACCCAGGCAUCCCCUGUGAGUGCAGCCAGCUAAGGAAGGCUAUUGGUGAAAUGGAUAUCCAAGUAGCCCAGCUGACAACGGAACUAAAAUUCAUAAAAAAUGCACUGCCCUCCCCCGCAGCUGUUGCUGGUGUGCGUGAGACAGAUAAUAAGAUAUAUCUGCUGGUGAAGGAAGAGAAGAGGUACAAGGAAGCCCAGCUCUACUGCCAUGGAAGAGGAGGGACACUGAGCAUGCCCAAGGAUGAGACUGCCAACAGUCUGAUUGCCUCGUACAUCAACCAAGCCGGGCUCACCAGAGUCUUCAUUGGGAUAAACGACCUAGAGAAAGAGGGAAAUUUUGUCUAUUCCGACCGGUCACCCAUGCAGACCUUCAACAAGUGGCGCAGCGGGGAGCCCAACAAUGCUUACGAUGAGGAGGACUGUGUGGAGAUGGUGGCCUCUGGAGGGUGGAAUGAUGUUGCAUGUCACAUUACCAUGUAUUUUGUGUGUGAAUUUGACAAAGAAAAUGUCUAAGCUUCUCUACUCUUUCUUUAUUUUAAGAAAAGGUUUUAAGCCAAUUUUACAGGUUACUCCAUGUUUAUGAGUUCAAGUGGCAUUUUGCAAGUAUGUGGCACCAAUGUUGUACAGCUGUAAAUACAAUUUAGGUAUUUCAAAUAUCAGUAUUUACCCUUCAGAAGGGAAGAGCAGUAAUAAGACAUAGCUUGUUUUUUUAUUUUUCUGUAGAAAAAUAUAUAUAUUUAGAUAAAAAUGUGGUUUGGGGCUAAAUUUUGCCCUUGCAACAGUUAACAAAUGUGAUUACAUGACUGUAAAGGGAAGGCAGAAUUUGGCCUCUAGUUGUUAGAAUGAUUAGAAUUAGGUUCCUGAUAUUCUUUUAUCUUAGCAAAAUUUGUAGUUAUAAAUGUUAAUUGCUUGUAGUGCUACAGGGAUAUUUCAGCAACAAGACAAAUAUUUUGUAUACUCCAGUUAAUUAGUACAAAUAUUACUGUAGGUUUAUUGGUUGUUAAAACUUUUUUUUUUAAAAACAGCCAAAGCAAGCCAAGAAGUAGGAAGUCCUACCAAUUUUGUAAUGUUUUUUUAUUAAACUGUUCACAGAUGUAUGAUGAGAAAGCAUUUAAGUAAACUGGGUUUUAGUGGUGAAGGAGGACAAAGUCUAGAGAAAGGUGUCCCUGCCCACAGCAGAGGGUUAGAACUAGAUAAACUCUAGGGUCCCUUCCAACCCGAACCAUUCUAUGAUUCUAUGAUAUGAAAGUUCUUAUAAUUUAGUACUUAAAGAGGGUUCCCAUCCAGAUGGUGUUUUGGAGUUGGCUAAAGGUAAAAGUAAGAUUAUGAUUUUCUGCAUUCCUUAGUUGAAAAUGAUUCAGUACAUGAAGUAUUUCAGACCCCAAAUAAUUUCUUAAAGUAAGCACGUUUCACAUUAAGAUGAUCUUGGUGCAUGCUGUUACAAAACAAGCAAAAUACUAGCCCUCCACAAUUUAAGGCAGAUUUCAUAAAUAGAAAAAGAAGCUCAUAGAAACGCUUUAGCUAGCAGUUCCUUUUGGCAGGAAAACAGCUUACAUGUUUACAGAGCUUGUAAGGAUGAUCCCCUGAAAAGAAGAAAAGUUUCCAAAAUUUUCCUGAUCAUGUAUAUAGCAGUAAUAAGUAACUUUGCUCAAAUAAUUUAUGUACCAAAUUUACAAUUGCAUGUGAUGGAAAAUGUGAUGUAUAUUU
Lepidothrix coronata (blue-crowned manakin) is the source of this 3262-nucleotide messenger RNA. It is a transcript of the gene COLEC11, whose product is annotated as collectin subfamily member 11. Bases 1235 to 2068 code for a protein of 277 amino acids. The record is from RefSeq and is a predicted model, not a curated record. The transcript has 8 exons. Lineage: Eukaryota; Metazoa; Chordata; Aves; Passeriformes; Pipridae.